UUGCAAUGCAUGAGGCUGAACUGCUCAAUAGGCUUAUUCUGAGAGAACAGAGAGACUAGUUUAUCCUGAGUGAUUUCAAAAGAGGUCUCUUAUAUCUCUUUGAUUGAUUGUUACAUAAAAAGCCUGCUCUCUGUCAAAAGGUUCCUAUGUGGGACCUAUUCUGAAUUUAUUAGAUUUCCCUUUGAAACGGACUACUUCAUGUAUUCAUUUCAAAAGUUUCGGGACUAAAGAGCUUCCUUAAUGAAUCUUUAGGCAUUAAAACUUAAAAUUUUAGGUUGAGAGAGUGUACAUUCCUUGUAAAUUUAGUACUUAAUGUGAUUUCAUGAUGUCUUAAAAUAUUCCAAACCUCUUAUGGAGAUCAGGCUGGCUUGGGAACAACCAGAUACCUGCUUUCAAAUUGAUAAGACCAUAGAAUCUUUGUGACUCUUCUGCUCACUUCUCCAAACAGGCUUAUGAAAGGAGUAAUGGGGCUCUUGUCACCUUGAUAAUUGAACCAAAACUCUCUGACACUCUUCGGGAAGUUCUUCUUGAAAAAUUUGUUUAUGCUCUCCGCUUCCUCUGUUGGAAAUUCGCAUAUUCUUAAAGCUUCCAGUUCAGACAAUCUCUUGGGAAUGGCUUUUAAGAAGGAUAAGAUUUCUGGGGAAUCAAAAGAUAAGAAGAACUCAGAUUCUUUGGUGAAGCCUUCUUCUAAUCCAGGAGGAGAAUCAUGACAAAUAUUAUGUAAAACUAAACUAGAUUAAUAAGAAAAUAAAAUUAUCAAAUAGAACAUUAAAUAGAAUAAAAAGUAUCAACUACUAAACUCAACUCAAAAUCAUCUUCCAAAAUU
Moneuplotes crassus is the source of this 826-nucleotide messenger RNA. The record is from the annotation of a GenBank genome assembly. Lineage: Eukaryota; Ciliophora; Spirotrichea; Euplotida; Euplotidae.